Molecule: messenger RNA, 449 nt
Organism: Symbiodinium pilosum
Lineage: Eukaryota; Dinophyceae; Suessiales; Symbiodiniaceae
Source: the annotation of a GenBank genome assembly
GCUACAUGGAGCUCAUGGUUGGUGUGGAGACCAUCUUGGCUUCGCCCGGGGAAGUGGAUGUCUCAGUGAGCGAGAUCUUCACGGAUGCCAUGUUCCAAGAGCUGCAGGCGCUGAUGAGGCAGCAGGGCAUCCCAGGAGUGGAGGAGGUGGAGGAGCGUAUGUGGCGGUCGGGUGAUCUGCGGCUUCGGGACAGAAAGAUUGUCUCCGGCUUCAUCAAGGAUCGCUCCCUGGGCUCCAAGCGCCUCAUUUCCAUGCCUGACCGAAUCACGAACACGAUCCAUGUGGUGACAAGAGCUCCAAGCGAGUACAAGCCACCACCAAAGUGUCGUCCGACUGCUACUCGGCGAAUGACUGCGAGGGUAUGCUUGAGAGCUUUUAUCCCGGAUCUGAAGUUUAUGGUGGAGUGCAGGCGUCUGAUUCUCAAGAACUAUCGUUCAAGGCAACUGUGA